CAGUAUGUCCCAGGUUCAGGAAACAAAAGACUUCUGCUUCAAGGCUGGAAGUUCUAGUUCAUCCCAUCUCUUCCCUUGCAGACAAGGUUACGCCCUGGACAUGGCCUCAGAGACCCACAUGCCAGGCCCAGUGUGCCUCAUUGAGAACAACGAAGGGCAACUGGUAGUUAAUCAGGAAGCUCUGAAGAUCCUCUCUGCCAUUACCCAGCCUCUUGUCGUGGUGGCCAUUGUGGGUCUCUACCGCACAGGCAAAUCCUACCUGAUGAACAAGCUGGCUGGGGUGAACAAGGGCUUCUCUGUUGGAUCCACGGUACAGUCUCACACCAAGGGAAUCUGGAUGUGGUGUGUGCCUCAUCCUGAGAAGGCUGACCACACCCUCGUCCUGCUCGACACCGAGGGACUCGGAGACGUAGAGAAGGGUGACAAGAACAAUGAUACUCAGAUUUUUGCACUGGCAAUACUACUGAGUAGUACCUUUGUUUACAAUACCAUGAACAAAAUUGACCAGAGGGCUAUUGACCUAUUACAUUAUGUAAUAGAACUGUCAAAUUUGCUGAGGACACUAUCCUCACCUAAUCUUGAUGGCGUUGAAGAUGCACCUGACUUUGUGAGCUUCUGUCCAGACCUAGUGUGGACCCUGAGAGAUUUCUUCCUCUCCCUGGAAGCAGACGGGCAACAUAUCACAGCAGAUGAGUACCUGGAGAAUUCACUGAAGCUGAAGCAAGACACUGAUCAAAGUCAUCAAAAUUUCAAUUUGCCCCGUCAUUGUAUACAGAAAUUCUUUCCAAUAAAGAAGUGCUUCAUCUUUGACUUACCUGCACACCGGAAGAAGCUUGCCCAGCUUGAGACACUACAUGAUGGUGAACUAGAUCCUGAUUUUGUGCAACAAGUAGCAGAUUUCUGUUGCUACAUCUUUCACCAUUCCAAGACUAAAACUCUUUCAGGAGGCAUCGAGGCCGAUGGACCUCGACUAGAAAGCCUGGUGCUGACCUAUGUCAAUGCCAUCAGCAGUGGGGAUCUGCCCUGCAUGGAGAACGCAGUCCUGGCCUUGGCCCAGAUAGAGAACUCCGCCGCGGUGAAAAAGGCCAUCGCCCACUACGACCAGCAGAUGGGCCAGAAGCUGCAGCUGCCCACGGAAACCCUCCAGGAGCUGCUGGACCUGCACAGGGACAGUGAGAAAGAGGCCAUCGAAGUCUUCAUGAAGAGUUCCUUCAAGGAUGUGGACCAAAAGUUCCAGAAGGAAUUAGGGACCCUGCUGAAAGCAAAACAGGAUGACUUUUGUAAACAGAACUUGGAGGCAUCAUCAGACCGUUGCUCAGCUUUACUUCAGAAUAUUUUUGGCCCGCUAGAAGAAGACGUGAAGCGGGGGACUUAUUCAAAGGCAGGGGGGCAUUGUCUCUUCAUUCAGAAGACCGAAGAGCUGAAGGCAAAGUACUAUCAGGAACCCAGGAAAGGGAUACAGGCUGAAGAAGCUCUGCAAAAAUAUUUAGAGUCCAAGAAGUCUGUGAGUGAUGCCAUUCUACAGACAGACCAGGCUCUCACAGCGAAGGCAAAGGAGAUGGAAGAAGCACGUUUGAGAAAAGAGGCUGCGGAGGCUGAAGCUCAAAGGUUGGAGAUGAUUCGAAAGCAGGAGCAGCAAAUGAUGGAGCUGAGGGAGAGAGAGCAUCAGGAGAAACUGAGACAAAUGGAGAGGGAAAGAGCCCUCCAUCUGGCCGAGCAACAGAGGACUUGGGAAAGAAAACUCCAGAAAGAGACUGCAGAGCAGCAAGAGAGAGUCCAAGCUGAAAUUCGAAGACUUCAGAAUGAGCUCCAGCAUCAACAGUGCCGUAUCGACUCACAAGAUAACUGCAUCUUACUCUAAAGCUAAACAUCAGAACUUCUUUUCAUGUUUAUUUCCACUGAGGACAGAAGGAAACAAGAAACUAUAAAACUUGGGACAGU
Pteronotus mesoamericanus is the source of this 1941-nucleotide messenger RNA. Its product is annotated as guanylate-binding protein 5-like. Bases 5 to 1861 code for a protein of 618 amino acids. Lineage: Eukaryota; Metazoa; Chordata; Mammalia; Chiroptera; Mormoopidae. Gene Ontology annotation, molecular function: GTP binding; GTPase activity. The record is from RefSeq and is a predicted model, not a curated record. The transcript is spliced from 10 exons.